Drosophila melanogaster (fruit fly) is the source of this 6493-nucleotide messenger RNA. It is a transcript of the gene jvl, whose product is annotated as javelin-like. Lineage: Eukaryota; Metazoa; Arthropoda; Insecta; Diptera; Drosophilidae. The transcript is spliced from 5 exons. The coding region runs from base 597 to 4052 and encodes 1151 amino acids. The record is from RefSeq and is marked reviewed.
AUAGUAUCGCAUAAACAUCGAUUUUGGUUCCAGCUCUAACUUUAACUGUCUGCAAAAUAUUUCAAACAAAAGUGUUUGUUAAUUAAGUAAUAUACUUAAUAUUAGUGGCUGUUUUGCUUCGACAUUGAUCGAAUUGCGGUUGUGCAAGUGUUUUGUUUGAUUUGUUGGCGUGUUUUUCCUAGUUUGGCGGCCCUUUGAACUCGUUCGUGUAUCGCCAUCUCUCUCCCACCCCCGCAAUCGGCUUCGUGCGUAUUUUUUUGUGAAUUUUUACACAGAACUCACACUUUUGUAUGGCCCAAGAAUUUGUACAAUAUUUUUGCACUUGAAAAACAAGAAAUAAUGAAGAAAGCCAAGAUAAACGCGACGAUGUGCAAGUGCUAAUCAUUCAGUUUUGGCAAGCGCUGAACUUCGCUGACUUCUUGAACAGCAAAAAAGAUGGAGGAGGAUAAUGCCAAGGUCCUAAGUAAUAACAACAAGAACAACAGAAACAACAAUAAGGGACGCCAGCAGCUGCAGGGACACGCCCACAGCUCCGCCACCGCCCACGCCUCCGUCGAUAUAUUUAUAUUCGAUUUAUAGUAGCUGUAGUUGUAGUCAUGCCAACAACAAAAACGCAAACACAGACAACAACAACUUGCAGCGAAGAGGAAGAAGCGGCGAUAAUACGAGAAAAUUGCGAUACGCCAAUGGCGACCCCAGCAAAUGCAACAACAGCAAACACAACAACUGCAGCACCCAUAACAACAACAACAACAACAGUAAAUACGCGCAGACAAGAAGAAGCAGCAGCAGUAGCUUCCACACCUAGUGUUACGAAAACGGCAACAACAACAAACAUACUAGCCGCUGCAGCGGGAUGCCACAAGCCGUUAUUCUUCAGCCGCCGCUUUCAGGACAAACGGAACUUUAGCUCGCUACCGCUCUUCGUCUACGCGACCUCGCCAUCAACGCACGCCCACUCAGCGGACGGAGUAGGCGUGGCCAAGGAGGCAGCCGCGUUUUGCCACAAGAAUGAAGGCUUCGAACCUGCAACGCAUGGCAUCAGCAAAACGGACGGAAGCUGCAUCAGCCACCACAGUCAGAGCAACGGGAACGGAAUCGAAGGCGUCAACGGAGGCGGAAUCGUCGGCCACCAUCUCGGUGGAGUCCUGCGCACCACUGACCUGGCCAGCGGGGCCAUGGAAUGCCUGCCGAUGAGCAGUGCUGCCCAUCACCCACAUCUGAUGGCGGGUGCAUCGGCGGUAGGAGCCGUUUCCGCCUCUCCCACGGCGACCGUGGUGGUGGGUGCCACGUAUCCGCACCACCUGCACCACCACCACUUGAGCCACCACACGCCGUACAGCAAUAGCUACGGGAGCCACCACAUACACAGCGAGCAAACCAAGUCGCUGCAGGAGCUGCAGCACGAGGUUGGCGCUCUGCUGGAGUUCCGGGACCUGGUCAUAGAAACUUUUCCCGACCUCAAGCACAAGAUGGCCUCCAUGUCCGCAACGCCCUCGACUCCCACGUCUUCGGUGGGUGCCAUCGGUGGCAGUCACUCGGUAGGUGGCGGCAGCUCCUCUCUGGCCACCAGCAGACGUGAGUGGGAGCCGGGCAUACGGAUGAAGCGAAAACAGUCGCACAAAGAACCGUCCACGUCGUCAGCGGCAGCUGCUCCUUCCUCCGGAGCUGAGGCGUCGUCCUCGUCGCUGACACGCAGCCGUAGCAACUCGCACAGCGGCAAGAAAGAGCCAAAGAGCGGAGAGAACAACAACGGAAGCGUUGUGCAAGACUCCGGCUUCUCAACGGAGACCAGUUCCUCCAAGGAGGGCCACAGUGCCUCCUCCACCAACGGUGCUAUGACGGUGGCCAUAGCAGCGAAUCGCCUGAGCUGCGCGGAAUCGGACGAUGAGUUGCUCAACCUGCUGGACGUUAUUCACCGCAAGUCCAAUCGAUUACGCGAGGAAGUGGAGCACUUGCAGAGCUAUGAGCGCCAGCACGGGGAUGCUCAGAAGACAGGAGGCGAAGGCCAGGGUGCGAGCAAGGAGGGAAUGACAGCGCAGCAGUUCCGAGAGCAGGUGGAGCGAUUAAAUCGCGAGGAUAUCAAACAGCUGCGCAAGGAGCGCGACCGUCUGCUUGACAAGUUGGCCGAAAUGGAGGCGGAAACGCUGACCGGACGCAUUAAGGCGGCCAAGAUGAGCGACCAGGUGGAGGAGUUGGUAGGAGUGAAGAAAGAUCUCGAGGAGCAGCUGAAACUGGCGAUGGCCCAAAAGCUAGAGUUGAGCUCGCGGGUGCAACAGUUGCAGCAGCAGCAGCAAAGUAAAAGCUCUUCCAGCGGCAGUCAGUCGGAUUACUCCAGUCAACGCAACUUUCUAUCCUCAGCUACCACGGUGCUCUCCAAUGGCAGUCGUCCUAGCAGCAACGUCAUCAGCAAUAACACAUUCCAGCCGGUCGUACUUGAUCAGCCAGCGCAGGAAGCAUUCCAUCAAAGCCCAGGCAGUGAUAUUCCAUUGAGAAAACAGCAACAGCAAUCCUUGGGACGUCUUGAUGGCAUCGUUAGCACGCCCGGAACGCGCAACUCCAAGUGCCGUUUGACCGACUCCAAGCGAUUUGCGGCCAUUUUGUUGGAAACUAAUGUAUUGGAGCUGCAGCGCCACUUGCUCACCCUCACCGUGCAGAACCAGGUGCUGGCCCAAAAGCUGGAAUCGUCCAGCAAGUCCAAGACGCUGCUGGCCAAGCGGCUGGACAAAAACAGCGAGGAGUUCGAACAUUUGCGCUACCAGCUGGAGGAGAAGAAUAUUGAGCUUGAGGGCACCAAGGCGCAAUUGCGGCUGGUAGAGUCUCGUCUGCAGGCGAGCAAUAGCACCAGCAACUCGUAUCUGCACUCCUCACAGCACGACUACGAGACCAAUCGCUCUUCGGCUUCCACCACGCUAAUGCUGAGUCGUCGUGGAGUUUCCGAUUCGGUGGACUCUACCUCGACGGCUAUGCCUGCCCCGCCAGUCACACAGAUCAGUACGCCCAGCAUGAAGGCCAUGGUGCCGCUGGCCAUGGAUGAGCUGCAGCAGCACAGUAGUAGCACGGAGUCGGCGCACGAACACGAGAAUCAAGGGCUUCAAACACCCAACAGCACCAGCUCUCCCCUCAGUAAGACGAUCAUAAAUGCAAGUCCCUGUCCGGUGGGAAGCAGUACGCCCAGUAAUAUAGCUGCCCGUGUGAUGAGCAUCAGCGUGGGUGGAGUGAGUCCGUUUGAGGCCAUGACUCCUCCGCCGCGACAAAAUGCGUUCCGAAAGUUUGGAAGUGCCAGCAAGCCCAGCAAGAUUCCGUUGCCGGGCAGCAAGGCGGCGGCCUAUUUUUCGGGCAAACCGCCAACGGGAAGACCGUCGACGGCGGGAAGAUCUCCUCCAUCGGCGAACAAUUCAAGUAGCACCUCGUAUGGCAGUAAAUCCUCGUUGAGCAGAAGUACGGGAAAUUUGCAGAGCCUGCGAAGAGCAGAGACGUCCGCCUCCAAUCACUCGCUGAGUACGAAUACGAGCCGGAGUUCUACUUCCUCUUCGAUACCGCUGGCCACCACACCUUACUCAUCCGGCUCGACUGGCAAUCGCAGCCAGCCGACAGCCGCAACGACUCCGUCCCCGCGUGUGCUCCAGAACUCACCGCUGCCCAAGCUGAAGCGGGAUACGAUCAGCUCGAGGGUGCGUCAUCUGGACUCCCUGUCACGUGCCCAGCAGACGCCGGAGGGCCUGAAGGGUACCACCACCAACUCCACCUCCAUUGCCGCUCAGCUGAGCUCGACUCUGCGCAAAGAUCUCCAGCUGAGUGGAAACGGGACCGGAGCUCCCUAUAAUCAGCACCACCUGAAUCACAGGCGCAGUGGUCACUCGCCGGCCUCGAACUCCUCUGGCAGCGGCGUGUCCAGGCGUUACAGUAGUGCCUCGACUGGGGGGUCCGGUGGUCGAGCCAUCGGCCGGGAUCAGGGUGAGCCCACCACGCCCACAUCCAGCUAUGGCGGCGACAGUGAUAGUGGCAAGGUACGCACUCUCAAAUCAACAUUUUUGGGUUGGUUCAAGUGAAUUAUUAUAAUACUACUGAUAAUACCGAUACAUACAUUUAUAUAUAUAUAUAUGAAUAUCUACUGAUUACCGUUUAAUAUGCCUUCGAUAACAUUUACGAAACAACAAAGAACCACAAGAAUCAUCAUCUUCGUUACAGUUUAUGAAAUCAAAUCAAAACGAUUUAAAACAAGUACAGAAAUCAGCAGCUUACGAACCCGAUAUUAACUGUUUACGUUAAUAUUCAUUGUUACGUACAUAUAAUUUAUUUAAACAUACAAUUAACCCAUGGCAUAUAUACUCUAAAAACAUAUAUACUACAGUUACAUGCAUAUAUUCUCGAAAUCAAAAAGUCAGAAAGAAAUGAAACACGUUAGCGUUUCGUGCCUAAGAAAGGAAAUAUGUUUUCUGCCCUCGUUGUUUGUCUUAUUAUUUGUCAAAUGCGAUCUUUUCAACAAGAAUUAGAUAAUUUAACAAUGACUGUGUUGCCAAUAGGAGUAUUUCCUAUUUUGUUUAAGAAUGUUUGCUUCACUAACGAAAGCGAAGAAUUUAUCAAUUGAUUGUUUGUAGCACAUGUUUACAAUUUUGAUAUCAAUUGUAAUACUUGAAUAUUUGUUGAGAACUAUAAGUUUCCCAUUACAGUAUCAUGAACUUAUAACAAAAAUAUAUUUCGUUGUAAUUUUUAUUUUGUUCUACCUUUUUUUUUUGUAAUCCAAAACGUUUCUAAACUAUUUCUUGCCAUAGCUAUAUCAGCUUCACGAAGAUGACUUUUCUGCAGAGUAAAAGAAAAACACAAGCCCUUGACAAAUUAAUAAUUCUUCGGUCCAAGAAUGGUCAACACACCUCACUAGUCUCAACAGUAUGUUCGAUAUUUCGCACCCUAGAAUACAGUUUCAAGACCCUGCUGCUAUUGCUUUGGGUUUGGGUCGUUGACUCAACACUUGGCUAGUGAAAGGUGCAUCCUAUCAAACUCUCACUGCCUAUCGAUGCCUUAGGUGCUUAGUAGCCGGCUUUAAUUAAUCAGCAAUUUCACAUGCAACUGCAGCAACAACACUAGCAGCGGUGCCAGCAAAAACAACAACAACAACAGCAGCAGCAAUGUUUCCUCUAUAUAGUUAUGUAUAUACAAAAGAAAAUGAAUCAAAAGUCAAAAGCAUGUACGAUAUCAUUUCAUUUACUCAUAUAUUAUGCAAAUCACGAUUAUGUGUGGCUUAGUAUAUUUUCCUCAAGUAUGCAUGCCUCAUUGUUGGAUCAGCCAGUUUCUCAUUGUGUUCGAAAGUGAGUUUAAGCAUAAUUAUUAGUUUGCGUGUGUAUUUAAAAAUUAUUAUUAUUACCAUUGCUUUCUUUGUAAUUAAUUUAAGCUAUACUUAAACUAUUAUUGGGCUUAAUUUAAAGGCAUAUUUAUUAAUUUGUGUAUGAAGCAGCCGGGCUUAUACCAACCUAUGCGUGUACGCUAUAACAUAAAAAUAUAAAACCGAUUAUAUAGAAUAUGACAGACUUUUCUAUUUAUUUCUUAAAUUUUAAAAGAAAAAAACAUUUCACUUGUAUUGCAAUAACAGAAAGACUUAGUUAGAAGAAAGCCAGUAAGAAGUAAGAACGUGCAAGAAGUUUGCUUUUGUCGUAUGAUUUGAUUGCGUUUGAGGAAUGGUACUUUCAAUCAUCAUGUGGUCGAUAGUUCAUCCGAAGAUCCAACUAACAACACACUCAUAUUCAUCCACAUUUACACCAGGGCAAAAACACCAUCGACAGCAUAGAGUGCUUUGUUUUGGCUUUGUUUGUGCAUUACAAACCACCCAAGAAAGAAUUCAAUUAGAUGAUCACACUUGAAAUAAUUUGUAUCUAAUGCUGUAAUUUCUUUUUUACUUUUACUUUUUCUUUCUGCGCCUUUCUACCCUGUUUGUAUGUCUACUCCAAAAACAAAACAAUAAUUUAUACUGUCUGUUGUUGUCAUAACUCACAUAUAUACUCGUCUUUUGUAUAUCCGAAAAACUGACCGAUCCAAAAAUAUCCCCGCAAAAAAAAAAAACAUAUAAAAUAUGAAUGUACAUAAAAAUAUGUCCAUCCAACCAACCAACCAAACAACCAACCAACAAACAACAAAACCAACCAACCCAAAAUCCCAAAAACCGCCAACAAUCCAAAAUGUAACUAAAACCAUUGUGAAAACAGAUACAAGCCACUUAUCCUAACAAACGCCAGGCUACACUGAGAAAAUAAGCAUCGGAGUUGGUAUGGAUAGCAGAAAUUACCCAUAUUCGUGGACUAAAGGUGGUGUACUGAUUGACUGAUUGAUUGACGUGUUGGUGGUGAAUACAUAUAUUUCGACUGCAUGCCAAAAAUAAAAAAAAGAAGAAACUUAAUCCUGAAAUGCUAAACAUGUAAUGAGAGUGCGACUGGAGUUUUUGGUAUCGGACAGCCACAGAUAAAACCGAUGGCCAAACGAAAAGGAGCAGCGCCCUCGC